AAGGCAGCAGGAUYCCUCCCUUCCUUCUCCUGCUGCCACUUUGGACUCGGAAGGGGAACCCUGGCAGAGCAUGGGGGCCRUCUUCAGACACAGGUUUACCUGACGCUGGGUGCAGCACCAGAUCCUGGGCGGGGCUUCCUGAUUGUCCACAGAGAUGGAGGAGUGUGUAGAUCCGCUGGACAGAGACCACUCCCUGUGUGUGGUUCUCCCCGAGGGGUUGAAGAAGAACAUCACGGUGCAUGGAAGUAAGCCAGUGAUGGACGUCCUGGUGAUGCUCUGCGCCAGUUACCGCCUGAACCUUCCUGACUACACCGUCGAGUUCCUGUCGCCCAACAAGAACAACAUCAGCUUCAAGCCCAACUCUCCCAUCGGCUCGCUAGAAGCCGAGCAGAUCGUGCUGAAGCCCAAAGGAGCUGAGGAGAAACCAAAGAAGCUGUACGUACCCGAGGCCACUGUACGUCUCCUGAUAAACUACAACACGUCCCACAAGACGGUGCUGAGAGUGAAUCCCAGGCUUCCUCUGCAGCUGCUGCUGCCAGCCGUCUGUGACAAGUGUGAGUUCAACAUGGAGACCACCGUCCUGMUGAGGGACUCCCAGUCCAGAGAGCUGCUGGACCUCACCAAGAGCCUGAAUGACUAUGAGCUGAGGGAAGUGUUCGCUGAAGACACAGCAGCUAAAGACACCACAGAUCAUCAGCCUGAAACAGCUGUCACAUCCACUGAGGUCACCUCCCCUUCUCCACUACAAGACUUGCCAAGGAAGGAAAAGAAGCAAAAGAUCCGAUGCUUCUUCAGCUUUCUAAGGAGGAGGAGGAAACCUGAAUCUCAUGGGCCGGCGAGCACUCCCGUGUCUCCUGGGCUCAAACAAGUGGAGGUCUGUGUGAACGAGGCGACCGUUUCCUCCACGAACCCCACGCCUGCAGAAAUGCCCAAAAAGAGGCGAGCCCCACCUCCACCUCCGGGGACGUCACAGAGCGUUCCCACCAGUCUGAGCAGCUGCCAGAGGUCAGCGGAGGCUACUUUAAGGAGUACCAAAAGGAGGGCUCCAUCUCCUCCUCCUGGUGCACACACAGCAGAGGAGCAGAGCGCACACACUGACACUGGAGAGUCAGUGGAGGAGCUGAAGGAAACUGACGAGCCCCUCUCUGGUCCAGCACCGCCUCGUGUCCAGCAGGUCCCAGACUCCUUCAUGCCCUCUCUCCAGGGCAAAGAGCUGUCGGACGCCCGCGCCGCUCUGGCCCGGGUCCUGACCUCGUCCAUGUCCAGAGGGAAGCUGGUCACACGUCUGAGGAACUCAGCCGCCUUCUGUGUGUCCCUGUCCUCACCGUGUCCCGAAGAAGGACAGGUCUGCAGGGAGCACGAGUCCAUCCUGAGGUCUCACCUCCCUACUGAGGAGGACUGGGAGGAGCCGGUGCAGAGGAGGGGGCUGACCACCUUUAAAGUGGUCCCCACCAACAAAACGCCUCCCUGCGAUUCAGAGCUGAGACCUGGUCCUGAUGUGGGACAGCCCGACCCGGACCCCCUGCCUGAAGGGUCUCCCCAGGCUGAGAACCCUGAACCGGGGGCCGAGGGAGCUCAGCGCUCCCCUGGUGGAUCAGAGAGCAGGAGGAGGUCCGUCAGUCCUGAACCCUCAGCUCCUCGUUCUUGUGACGUCGAGGAUCAGAAGAGUUCCAACACCGCUGAGGAAGAGGAGGAGGAAGAGGCAGCGUCAGGCUGCAGUGAUGGAGGAAGCAGCACUUCAGAGGAUCAGAGAGAACUGGUCCACGGUCCGGCUGCAGACAUGGAGCUGUGUGGCUCCUGCACUGAUGAGGAGGAACCUGAGGAGGAAGAUGUCAGCUUCCCUCCUCCUCCUCCACCCGUCUUCUUUAACCAUCRUCUGGAGACAGAAGCUUCACCUUCUUCUCCUCCAGCCUCCCCACCAGCAGCUUCUGUUUCCAAUGAACCCGGCGACACCUUCAGGGCCGGGUCCGACCCGUCUCAGGGUGAGAUGAACCCAGGACCCUCCAGGUUCGCCCAGGCUGUAGCCACGGCUGUCCAGACGUCUCGCCUGCAGAGCUCUGGUAAAGGCUCGCAGCCUCAGGGGUCAGGGGGUCCACACGGCAGACUUCCAUCACCGCCCAGGUCCACCUAUCAGCACGGUGCCUGACCUGCUGAAGCAUUUGGAAGAGAAGCUUUGUGAACAGUCAGCGUCUUACCUGUUCCAGAUGACCUCAGCUUGGAGACGCACUGUUAAUUCUAACUGGAUCGAUGAGCAGACGGCUAGUCCGAGCCGCCUUUUAGAACAAAACUGCAAAAAUCCAAAUGGUCUCAGAGCUGUUGCUCUGUUUGACAUCACAGCCACGGGCGAUCGUGUAGUUGCCUCUCUGUGACUGUUAGCAAAAUAUCUGUUACAUGAACCCGUUAUUAACAGUGAUGUAAAGAGUUACAAACAUUUGCUUCACUUGUUUAUUAAAUAUUUUCAAGAUUUAAGGUAAUCCAAUUUGAUCUUCACCUCAUCAGGACUAGCCUUUAGCUCAUCAAUCUCAGCUGAUUAUUAUAUUUAUUGUGUUUUUAGUUUUGUAGAAGUUAAUUUUAUUUUAUAUUUACCUUUAUUUACACAAAUUAAAGCAACCAUUUGCAUAUCUGGACACCAAAGGUACGUAAUGUGUCGUUUAUUUAAAUUUAUUUAGAAAUGAGCUUCUUUAUGUGCCAAGACUGGAGCCUUUUUCUGUGUUUAAAUGAAAGAAACUUGAGCAYAAAAUAGGUUUAUUUAACGUGGAGCUGGACCUUUUUUUAUUUAGUUUUUAGUUUAGUUUUUAUCCAGCAGGUGGCAGAAGAGUUGUUUUCAAUAAAUAUCCACACUGUUUAACAUAUUUUAGAGCUUUGUGUUUUUGUUUAUGAAAAAGGAAAGAUUCUUGAAAAUCAACUUUUUAAGCAAUAUUUUAUAUUUUGAAAAUUUGGUGUCUUAAACCCACAUCCAGAUAUUUUCAGUGUUAUUAAAUGCACAGAGUGUUUUAUUUUGUAAAUUUUUCUUCAUUUCCAGCAACAAAUAAAUAAAUAAAAACUACGCUUGU
Molecule: messenger RNA, 3053 nt
Organism: Austrofundulus limnaeus
Lineage: Eukaryota; Metazoa; Chordata; Actinopteri; Cyprinodontiformes; Rivulidae
Product: protein cordon-bleu
Exons: 10
Coding region: 155-2146 (663 amino acids)
Molecular function (GO): actin monomer binding
Source: RefSeq, a predicted model, not a curated record